GCUAACACAUAAUUUUAUUUUGUGAAUCCCAGAAGUUGUUUCAUUGCUAUUUCAAGUGCAGAAAGAAUGAGUUGUAGUGACACUGAUUCCGAGGACUACACCACAAGUGAUUCCGAGGACUACACCACAAGUGAUUCCGAGGACUACACCACAAGUGAUUCCGAGGACUACACCACAAGUGAUUCCGAGGACUACACCACAAGUGAUUCCGAGGACAACACCACAAGUGAUUCCGAGAGCUGUUUCACGUUUGGCGAGGGUAUUCAAUACGCAUUGGAGCAAAUUGCAUUUCCAGAAAAUGCGCGACGUACUUAUUGCCAUGAUGCUCAGGUCAUAGAGAAUGCAUUUAUAACCGCUAUUGCGGACUACGAUCCAUUGUUCCGGAAAGCAUUUGGAGGCCUCAGCUUGGGCGGCAGCUGCUUGGAUGGCAUUCGGAUCCAUUUGCCGGACGAGUUCGACAUGCAUGUCAAGAUCCGUUUGCCCAUUGACCUUCAGCCCGUUCUCGUGCCCGAUCAACCCGGCUACAUCUUUUUGCGGGCCUCUCGUUGCAAGCAUCCGUGUGUGGCGCAGUAUCGAGGGGAAGGCUACUUCAUUAAUCGCCAGGCAGUUCAAAAAUGGAUUCGCCAGAGCAUUGAGGCAAUUAUGCCGAGAUUACAGGCUAUACGCUGCACACGUCGGCGCGUCUAUAGCAUGGAAUACCAGGCAAAAGGCAGCGUCGUGGCCCACACACUGCUGGCCACCGAACGGCGUAAUCCUUCGCGGCAGAUCAGUUUUGAUUUUGUGCCUGUUUUCGAGUUCGAGGCAACCGAAUGGCCCCGAGGCUUGCAGAAGCCGCGCAACGGUGGACGUAGCUGGUUUGCCGUGCCACGCAAAUAUGCCAAUAAGCCCGAAGACUCCAGAUCCUUCAUAUUCUGUGCCCCACACUGGGAGCGCCUCGAGCUGCACGACAGACAGAAUCUGAAGGACUCGUUGCGCUUGAUGAAGGCUCUGCGAAAUGCCAACCAGAUGCCCGGUCUGUACAGCUACCUGCUGAAGAGUAUCUAUUUGGAUGAACUGCGGAAGAACUCAACGCAGUGGGACCAGGCGCCAGGCCAAAUUCUAAUACACAUGCUGGGCAAGCUGCGACAAGGGCUGGCUAAAAAGCAUGUGCCCUUCUUCCUCGUCCCCGAUCACAACAAUCUGGACAAACUGGAGCCAGAGAUGAUAACUGAUUAUUAUCGCAGCAUAAGUCGCACUCUGAACACGCUGAAUCAACGUCUCAAUGCCAACUAUUUAACUAACGAGGAUCUGCACGACAUCUUCGGCAUCGAAGUCGAAGAGGACUGAAGACUGCAAUUUUGAUUCUGUUACGUUUUUGCACUUUAUUAAGUUUUCUCUUCUUUUCUGGUUGUUUCAUUAUUUGCUUUGCACAGGUUAGCGUAAAAGGUUUUCAGUUAGACUAAAAGCAAAAAAGAUAUGUACGAAGUUAUUCAACUGUCUCACAAUAUGGCAGCAUUCCAAGGUUCUAAUUGUAUUUCCACGUAGCAUACAAAUGCAUGAAUCUAUAUAUAUAUAUGUAUGUGUGUAUGUGUGUGUGUGGGCGUGUUUCUUUAUGAUUAAGAACAUACAAACUAGCAAGCAGCUUGCAGCAGGUACGUUGAGGCCUUGUUAAUAAACCGUUUAAGACUAUCAUCUAGUUAUAUAUAUAUAUAUAUAUAUAUGUGUGUGUGUGUAGGUGUGUCUAAGUUGCGCCAGUUGCUUCCUUCUUCAUAUUAUGAUUAUUAUGAUUAUGUUGCUGGUGCGUGGGCACGGG
Drosophila hydei is the source of this 1792-nucleotide messenger RNA. RefSeq lists its product as uncharacterized. Bases 67 to 1326 code for a protein of 419 amino acids. The record is from RefSeq and is a predicted model, not a curated record. The transcript is spliced from 2 exons. Lineage: Eukaryota; Metazoa; Arthropoda; Insecta; Diptera; Drosophilidae.